AUGCAAAUACGUCUACAGUUUUUCGAUGAGGAGGAAGAAAUCCUCCUCCUCGACAAGGACAGUCCUUUGCGUAAUCUUGUCCCACUAAGGACCCUUCAAGAGAUUAGAGCUGCCAUCGAAACGAUUGAUGUUUUCACAGUUCCUAUCCCUUCCAGGUCUGCCAAUGUGAUUCUAUCCUCUCUCAGAGCUAUAGUUCCAACCUCUCUUCAACACCUUCGCCGUUUGGUCAAACCAUGUUAUAUUCCAGACCCAUUGGUAGAUUUCCUCGCUGUGCCUCCUACGCCACCGGAGGAAAACAUUUUAUACCUCCUUGUUUGUCCAGUUGCCGAUAUUUCUGAAGAUAAUCUUAGCAACUUUCUUCGGGAGCUUCCAGCAUUCUCAACUACCGGCACAAUUCCCCGCAUUAUGACUAUAGCCGUUCCAUCUUCUCAGCCCAUAUCAGCCGCUCAAGCAACCGAAUGGUCAGCCAAGUAUUGGCCCGCUGUUUACAAGCGUGGAAACCCCUAUGGGCCACAUCCUUCCCUUGUCUCCCAAACCCUCAGAGGGCUUGUCGAUCCGGAGAACCACAUACUGCUUGCCAAGCGAACAGCGGCAAAGGCAGCAUUCUCUGGGGAGGGUCUAGGUUUCGGCGCUGUUAUCGUCGAUCCCCAGACAGGACAAGUUUUAGCGGCUGCUGGUGAUGCCAGACUCCGCUGCAAUGAGAAGGGAUGGAGUAACCCUCUCGACCAUGCAGCCAUGAGAGCCAUUGAUAUGGUGGCCCAGAGGAGGUUGGGCAGAGCCCAGAAUGUUAGGCCAGACAACAAAGUUGAAGUCUGGGAUGGGAUAUAUCUCGAAGAUGAAGAAGCUUCCGGCAAGAUCGUUACGAAGGUUAAUGGAAAUUCCAACAUUAAAAAAGAAGAUACGGAUGGAGAUGCCAACGGAGAGAACGGAAAAGAGGCCGACGAUAGGAGGGACGACGGUUAUUUGUGUCAUAAUCUUCAGGUGUACCUCUCCCACGAGCCAUGCGUAAUGUGCGGAAUGGCACUCCUUCAUAGCCGUGUUGGGUCUGUGGUAUUCGGAACAAGGAUGACCAGAACUGGAGCACUCAAUGCAGAGGCUGGAGGGAAACAAAUGGGUCUUUUCUGGAGGCCCGAGCUCAACUGGAAGUUUAUAUGCUGGCAGUGGAGGGCGGGGCCGGGAGAAGAAAUGGAAUCCCAUGAAAAUGUGGAUGCAUAA
Tuber melanosporum (Perigord truffle) is the source of this 1215-nucleotide messenger RNA. RefSeq lists its product as uncharacterized. The record is from RefSeq and is a predicted model, not a curated record. NCBI's taxonomy places the organism in Eukaryota, Fungi, Ascomycota, Pezizomycetes, Pezizales, Tuberaceae. Gene Ontology annotation, molecular function: tRNA-specific adenosine-34 deaminase activity. Bases 1 to 1215 code for a protein of 404 amino acids. Gene Ontology annotation, cellular component: cytoplasm; nucleus. The transcript has 2 exons.